Molecule: messenger RNA, 3877 nt
Organism: Harpia harpyja (harpy eagle)
Lineage: Eukaryota; Metazoa; Chordata; Aves; Accipitriformes; Accipitridae
Gene: RHOH
Product: ras homolog family member H
Exons: 3
Coding region: 772-1347 (191 amino acids)
Biological process (GO): small GTPase-mediated signal transduction
Molecular function (GO): GTPase activity; GTP binding
Source: RefSeq, a predicted model, not a curated record
UCCCCCGUCUUCAAGGUUUUUACAUCUGCUCCCAUAGUCACCAAAGAGAGAAAGACAUAUACACUCAUAUACCAACCCACAACAAAACCCACACAGGCAGAGCUGAGGAGCUCUCACCAGGAAGCUGACUUACCCUAAACCACCCUGCUAUUUCUCGUCACACUACAUCUGGGUCUGCUGUCACGGCUGCCUCCGGAUGAGCUAGACCCAGUUGCCAGGACUAAUUUGGCCUAUAUGUGCAGUGGUCUCUGGUUACCUCUUGAGGUUUUGGGUUUUUUUCCUCUCAAUAAUAUAAUUGUUCCAAUCUGCUAAAAAAGAAGUCCAUCUGAAAAAGCCAAGAACACAGAACGCCACACUUCUUUUCUUCACCUAUCUCGUCUAGAUUAGUUGACUUCCGUAAUAUUUAUUUCCAACAGCCGCUUUCAGCUUCCUGCGUCUGCUGUGUUUCCACUGGUGAAUGGGGUGGGAGUGGGGCCGUGGCAUCUGGAGGAGGCCAGCUUUAACACAGGAUUUAUCCUGAAGAAAAUACUUGCAGAGGAAAAAGAAACAUCAUUUGACUCACUGAAUAAUUAAAACCAACAGUAUCACAGAGCCGUGUGGGAGAAAAGGGGAUUUUAGACUCAAGUGACACAAUCAAGUCUUGAGAAGUAAAGAAAUUUGGAUGGUUUCUCACCAAACAGAAGUUAUGUAGAAAGCCUCUGAGACCACUGCCUCUCUCCAUCCCACUCCUGCUGCCCAGAGACGGUGCUCUUGGCCCUGGACGCUAAUAAAAUGCUGGAUUCAAUUAAGUGUGUCCUGGUGGGAGACUCUGCGGUGGGGAAAACAUCUCUCUUGGUACGUUUCACCUCCGAGACUUUUCCAGAUGACUACAGACCCACCGUGUAUGAAAAUACCGGAGUGGACGUCUUCAUGGAUGGUGUACAGAUUAGCCUAGGUCUUUGGGACACAUCUGGCAGCGAUGCCUUCAAAGGCAUUCGCCCCCUCUCAUACCAACAGGCAGAUGUGGUAUUAAUGUGCUACUCGGUGGCAAACCACAAUUCCUUUCUGAACCUGAGGAACAAGUGGAUCGGCGAGAUCCGCAGCCAUUUGCCCCGCAUCCCCGUUCUGGUGGUGGCUACUCAGACUGACCAGCGCGACACGGGGCCCUACCGUUCCUCCUGCAUCAGCCCAAUAGACGGGAAGCGGCUCGCCCAGGAUGUGCGAGCCAAAGGCUAUUUGGAGUGCUCUGCUCUCAGCAACCGGGGGGUGCAGCAGGUGUUUGAGUACGCCGUGCGGACAGCAGUCAAUCAAGCCAAAAGGCAGAACAGGCGGAAGCUCUUCUCCAUUAACGAGUGCAAGAUCUUUUGAGGACCAUCAGCAGUAGCUUUGCCCGCGUUCGUUCUUUUUGCCUUCGCACAAAGAUACCACGGCAGAGAGAAUGGGAGGGGAAUCAAAGGAGGACUCCUGGCAGGACCACAGUGCAGGUGCCCCUAGUGAGACAGAUCUAUCUGAUCUGCUCUCCCCCAACACACGUGGGCACUAUCUUGAAAAGCGAAAGGUGCAGGUACAUGCCCUUAUUCACAAGCCCGUGUUUGGACUUUGCUAGCCUCAACUGGAGCAGGCCUAGCCCGGAGAUCUGCAGAUAAUAGCUGUGCUGAUUUUGUUGUUGUUUCUGUUGAUGUUCCUCAGUUGUUGAUUCGUCUGCAUUUAUUUAAUGACAAACUUCUGCCUGGAUCAACCCUCACCUCUUGCCAUAUCUGUCCAUGUGGAGGUUUUUUUUUACUUUAAGAACUUAGCGUAUAAAAUCUGACCACUGUGUAUUCUAUUUAAAAGACUCUUGUAUACGUUGUUGUAAAAUACUGACAGUUUGUUUUCAUAUUUUGGAGGUUCUUCCUUUAGCUAACCACAGAAGCAAAUUGUCCUAUCCUUAUAAUAAAUGGCCUGCAGGCAAGCCUAGCACUUCUUAGACAUGCCCAAGUCACUGCAUAACAAUAACCAAAUCCAGUACGUCCAGCAUAGGAAUGAUCAAAACUUAGUGACAUUUGACAGCUGUCCUGUGGGUUUGUGAGAUUUAUUUUAUCUUAGUCUUGUUCCUCAGCAAUGUGGUCAAAGGUGGGACGAACCAGGAAGAAACUAACCUGAUUCUUCCUAGACCUCACCCGGUUACAACCCCAGAAGGACUGACUUGCAGUCAGGGCUGGUUUAGACAUAUGGUUGGGUGGCAGAGAUGAAUCUAUCCCUGCUGUAAUUCUGGAAGCAAAAGAUUUCAGUCUCCAGGGAUAAAAGGUAUUUUUUCAUGAGCACUAAAAUUCUCACAUAUUUUUGGUACACUUCUUUUCAAAACAGUGGUUUUAGUGAAACCAGUCACCUACUAUAAUAAAAAUUAAGUACAUGGCAAUGUUGAAUGUGUGUAUUUAGAAUGGCUAAUUAACUUCUUUUUUUUGAGUUUGCAUACUAAGUAUAACUGCCUGGGUUGUAUCAAAAUAAGACUGAAACAGGCUUUGCAUCCUGGGGAGCCUGACAAAAGUCAAAUCCUGAUGUACCUGCUCGGGCCAAGUUACCCUCCUGCACAAAAAGCCAGGCUAAGGAGGUGGAAACUCCAAGUGUGUAAGAGAACUCUGCUAGAAGAUGGAGUGGGGUCAACACGCUGUACAUUCCUCGUGAGUUGCGGUGUUCCCCUCCUCCUCAGGUUAUCUGUCCCCUCUGCCCCGUAACAUCUCUCAGGUCUUGCAGAUCUGUCUCAUCCCAAAGUUUCUGCUGCCCAUAGAGGAAGUCCCUUGGGGGAUUUCUUAGUGCAGCAAGAUUUUUUUUUCUCCUUUUCCCUGUCCUUCAGCUAGCUCAGAACUGACCUUUGAGGGGCUUAUAGCAUGGUGCCAUAGAAGGUGGCACAUAGCACAGUAGGAUGAUUCUCUCUCCACAUGGAUCCCGAGAGAAUGACCUGUGUUUGUUUUGACUGAGCCCCAACUUGUUUUUCAACAGGAAUGGAUGCAGUGGCUUGUCUGAUUCACAUCCAAGGUGGGACUUCAGGAGUUACCCUACUAAGCAAAUAAGCUAUAGCUCAGGUCUUAUCUAUCUAUAGUUUCUCCCUGAAAAACUGGUUGGGUGCUCUUCUCCAUAAUUGUUCUACCUCUGAGCUUCUCUAUGAAGAGAAAUUCCAAAUUAAAUCAUCCCCCUCCUAUGAAUCCCAGAGGUGGUCUCACCUGUGAUGUAGGUGAGCAAGUAUUUGCAUUGCAGACAUCUUGAAUAGCAGUGGUGCACAGGACACUUGAUGUUGUGAUUGUCCCGCCAGCUCCCAGGCUGGUGAAUACUUACCACUCAUCAACCUGAUUGUAAGGGAGGCUUCUGGUCGUAAAAACAUACUGGUCUUAUGUGAGGUUUUCAUAUCAGCUUUAAAUCUUUACAAGCUUCUGCACUUGAGCACACAAGAUGAGGGCUCCCAUCACCACUCAUCUUUCCUGUACUCUUCUCCUUCCUACUUCUCUUUCUCUUCAGGUGUUGAUUACAAAUCCUUUGCCCCCUGAAACACUAAAACUGACAUGUUUGUAAAAGAACCUGAAUGGCAUGAUACUUAUGCAGAGUUACACAAGUGGCUAGGUAUUUGCAGUCCUCGGUUAAAAAUGUUUUGGCUUUUGGAAGAAAUGUGUUUCUACAUCUCAACUCUUCCAAUGCCUCUUCACUGAAAGUUUUGGUUUUUGUAACCAUAAUUUAAAAUUAGUCAUUGUUACUGUUUGAACAUUAAAGAUCACAUGCAAAAUGUCACAUUGUGAAUCUUCAAAUCUGUUGCAAGUGUGGACAUUUUUGUUAUGGUUCCAACUCCACUAAUGGAUUUAAUACCUGGUUUCAGCUUUUUCUGAGACAUAUUUUUUCCAGCAUGUUCAAUUAAAUGGUCUUUUUCCUC